AUGACAGACGACAAAAUGGUAGUGUUUGCUCGGCAAAUCUGUCGGGAGAAUGAAAAACCUCCGAAAAAGGAUACAGCAAUCGACGCAGUAAGGCUGGAGACUGCACUGGGUCAUAAGCAAGAGCUGUCGAGGAACUUCGGAUUAUGGAGUUUGACCAGUCUGGGGAUUGUCAUUGCAAAUUCCUGGGCUGCAACAGGAGGUACCAUUGUUGCGGCGCUCCAGAAUGGCGGUCCGAUGGCGGUAUUGUACGGUCUCAUCCUGGUCAGCAUCUUUUAUACGACCAUCUCUGCUUCCCUUGCCGAGCUCGCCUCGUCUAUGCCCUCUGCCGGAGGUGUGUACUACUGGUCGUCAGUACUAAGCCGCAGUCGCGGGAAGACGGCGGGAUUCUUUACAGGCUACUUGAAUGCUUGCGCGUGGUUGUUGUCUGCGUCCUCGAUGAGUUCCAUGCUGGGAAAUGAGGGCGUGGCCAUGUAUCUUCUCAACAAUCCAACAAUAAAGUGGCAAUCCUGGCAAGUAUUUAUUGUGUUCCAGAUCGUCAAUUGGACCUGCUGUGGUAUUGUGUGCAUGGGGAACCGGUUUAUCCCUCUCAUCAACCGCGUUGCCCUCAUUCUCUCGAUGUGCGGGCUGGUCACGACUGUGGUGGUUCUCACGGUGCUACCGAAGAAGCAUGCCAGCAAUGCGCAGGUCUGGACCGAGUACCAUAACAACACAGGCGGCUGGUCCGAUGGAGUGUGUUUCAUGACUGGGCUGUUGAAUGCUGCAUUCGCCGUUGGAGUCCCAGACUGUAUCAGCCAUCUAUCAGAAGAAGUGCCCAAGCCCGAGAUCAAGGUACCGCAAGGCAUAAUGCUGCAGAUGCUCACAGCCUUCGUGACAUCAUUCGUCUACCUGAUCGCCCUCUUCUACUCUAUCCAAGACCUCGACGCCGUCUUCCAAAGCAGCAUCGGCUUCUUCCCCACUGCCGAAAUCUACCGCCAAGCAACAGGCUCAAACGCAGGCGCCAUCGCUCUGAUCGCCGUGCUCUUCCUCGCAACCUUCCCAACCCUGAUCGGGACAUUCGUGACGGGCGGCCGAAUGUGGUGGAGUCUAGCGCGUGACAACGCAACGCCCUUUUCGAGCUAUUUCGCCCAAGUCCACCCGACAUUGAACUGCCCUGUACGUGCGACGGUCGCAAUGAGCGGGCUCGUCACUUGUCUGGGGUGUAUAUACAUUGGAAGCACGACGGCGUUCCAAGCGCUGAUCUCGUCGUUUAUUGUGCUUAGCUCGUUGUCGUAUUUUGGAGCUAUACUUCCGCAUGUUCUGUCUGGUCGGCGGAAUAUGGUUCCUGGGCCGUUUUAUAUGGGUCAGAACCUUGGGAUGCUGGUUAAUCUGGUUUCUCUCAUGUAUAUUGCUGUUACUGUGGUUUUCUUCUGUUUCCCCUUCGUCUUGCCAGUGACGGUUCAGAAUAUGAACUAUACCAGUGUGAUAACUGUGGGGCUGAUGGCUCUCACUGCUUUGUGGUGGCUCUUCCGUGGAAGGCGGCAAUAUCAUGGGCCGCAGUAUAGCUUUGAGGCUGCUGAGCGGUUGGCUGCUUUCCAGGAGGGUAAGGAAGGUCGUCGGUCAUUCAUUGAUACGGUGGAUGGUCAGCCCCAAGGUCAGGAAAAUGUUUGA
Penicillium bovifimosum is the source of this 1647-nucleotide messenger RNA. RefSeq names its product putative choline transport protein. The record is from RefSeq and is a predicted model, not a curated record. Lineage: Eukaryota; Fungi; Ascomycota; Eurotiomycetes; Eurotiales; Aspergillaceae. Gene Ontology annotation, molecular function: transmembrane transporter activity. Gene Ontology annotation, cellular component: membrane. Bases 1 to 1647 code for a protein of 548 amino acids. The transcript is spliced from 3 exons. Gene Ontology annotation, biological process: amino acid transport; transmembrane transport.